CAGCUUGAGCUCUUGAACCAGUCUCUAGGAAAGGGCUGGACUCUGUUCCAAUCUGGAGUUGCCCUUUGUGAGAGGCGGCAGGCAACAGAUGACAGCUUUCCAGCUUUCCCAGCUUUCUUGAAUUUACUGGGUGAGGUGAGGUGAUCUUUUUACAAGAAGACUUAAACUCUCACGUGAGCAAUUAAGAAAACCUGGAGGGGUGUGAUUAAAAGAAACAGACUCCCUGAUCUAAACCUGAGCAGUGUGCUGUUAUUGGACUUCUGUGCAAUAUAUAAAAAUAGCUGAAACCACACUUUUUCUAUGACAAAUUUCAUGCUCAAACAUAAGAGUGUCCACAAGUGCAUGUGGAACGAGUACAACCUAGGCUGCAAGUCGACCUGAAUUUACAAAGCACUGGAAUACAAGGUCAAACUCCACCCCUCCUUUGAAAAUCCUGUGGCAAGAAGGGACUCCUAUUGUGUGCAUAAUAUUUUUAAAGCUGAAAAUAUUUCCUGUCAAGGUUCUUUUUGGACAAGCCAAAGCAAAGAUGUGGAGCCUUCAAAACCUGCUUUUCAUCCUCUGCAUUUCUCUGAGAUGUGUGACCAGUGCAGUAGGGGUGCUCAAUGUCACUGGAUAUCUGAGAAGAGAGGUUAACAUUUCCUGCCCUUACGAUCCGGGUUAUGAAUCAUAUGAGAAGUACCUCUGUAAGGACAGUUGUGGCAGGGGUGAUGUUCUUAUUACAACAACAAACCCAGUGACAUAUAAAUACAGGACCCAUGAUGACAAAACAGCACGAAUCUUUACAACGACCAUCUCUGAUCUUCGUUCUAUGGAUGCGGGGAAAUACUGGUGUGGUGUGAAAAAAUUUUUGAAAGAUAUCUACACUGAAGUCAAGCUGAAAUUAGUAAAAGACAGCUGCUGUGGCACUGUGACCAAAAUUCUGAAUUAUCAGGGAUAUUCAGUAUCCAUUAGUUGUCCAUAUGAGCCUCAGUACCAGAACAGCCUGAAGUACAUCUGCAGAGGAAACCGGCCCUCCAUAUGUCUUCAGCAGGCACUAAUCACCUCUGACAACAAGGAAAAUGGACGAUUCAGACUUGAUGAUGAUAAAAUGUUGAAAAAAUUUACAGUGAACAUCACCAGUUUGAGCCAAGAGGAUUCAGGGUCAUACCUCUGUGGUGUCCAAAGAAACUUUCACCUGGAUGUUUUCUCUGCUGUUCUGUUGGAAGUUGAGGAGUUCUGCUGUGUCAAAUCAACUAAAAUAAAUGGUACUGUGGGACAUCCACUAACGUUGCAGUGUCCUUAUCCUUCACAACACCGGGAUAACAGGAAGUUCCUCUGUAAGGGAGACCAGCACAACAGCUGCAUGGACAUGACCAAUCAAAGCAGGUUCACUGUCCAUGAUAAUGUUUCUUCCAGCUCUUUCUGGGUGAUCAUUGCAGAGCUGGAAGCAGCUGAUGCUGGGACAUACUGGUGUGGGUCAGAUUCACAGUGGAAAGUUGGAAACUACACCAAGAUGGAGCUGUCAGUUCUGCAGCAAACUCUGGGAACUCUGGAAGCAAAUAACCCAGCACUCUAUGUGGUUUACAUUAUAACCCCUGUGCUCCUACUGAUGUGUGCCCUGUUUAUUGUUUAUAAGUACAGAUGUUCCACAGUUAAAGGUGAUGAAGCCACAGGCAGAAAUGCCCGAAAUAAGCUAUAGAGCUCAGAGGAAGCGAUGGGGGCAGCAAAAAGUGGAGUAAGAGAAGUUUAAAACCUUAAUAGAGUUCUGUUUCUUUAAUACAUUUAAUUAUAAAUAUAGGGCAUAAAAUAAAUGACUGAUUUUUGUUUUUACUUGGGUUUAAUAUGUAAAGUUUAUUUGUAAUGUAGCACAACUGGAAUUUCAUGAAGUCUCCCAUUUGGAGUCAUUGUGCAUACAUUUUUAUUUUUGAUGCUGAGAAAAUAGCAAAGUGAUGUAUGAAUGUAGAUGAAGUCCACACUAUAGCAUGGGUUCAGUCUCGUUCUGUCACAGUGGGCAAACAGCUGAAAGUCACAAAGGUCAAGAAAAUUGCAAAUGGAAACUUAGUCAUUUUCUUGAAUUAUGGAUUCAAGAAAAUAACUUAUAUACAAGAGAAGUGCUCCCCUGGCCUUUUUUCACUUCUAUGUGGGUUUCUGUCAUUAAUUGUUGAUGAAUGUGUAUAUCAUAGUGCAGUCUUUUAUUGUGACACAUAGGGGAGCAGCCUGCACUUACACUAGAGAACCAUGGAUACAUAAUUUAUGUGCUGCUGUUUUGAUAAUUUGAGUCUUUGUGUGUUAGAUUCUGUAAACUUUGCCACAAAACUUUACCACAAAAAAUAAAUAAAU
Oreochromis aureus is the source of this 2319-nucleotide messenger RNA. Its product is annotated as polymeric immunoglobulin receptor-like. The coding region runs from base 527 to 1678 and encodes 383 amino acids. The record is from RefSeq and is a predicted model, not a curated record. The transcript is spliced from 8 exons. NCBI's taxonomy places the organism in Eukaryota, Metazoa, Chordata, Actinopteri, Cichliformes, Cichlidae.